UUUAGGAUCUGAUUUUUUCCCCUUUUGUUCAAGAAAAAUGUCUUCCUUGAGAGGGAAAGUGCAGACUGUCUUAGGCCCUGUGGAGCCAGAACACCUUGGCUAUACAUUGACUCAUGAACACUUGUCUAUGGACUACAGCAGCUGUUUCUGUCCACCUUCUCCAGCCCAAGAGCCUUUGUCUAAUGGGCCCAUUGAGAUGAAGAACUUGUUUUGGAUUAAGCAAAAUCCUUACAGCCAUAAAGAAAACCUUCUUCUGUUUCAAGAAACAGACGCUGUGAAGGAGGAGCUGUUGUAUUUUAAAGCAGCAGGUGGUGGGACAAUUGUGGAAAAUACAACUAUGGGAAUUCGUCGGGAUAUGAAGACUUUGAAGAAACUCGCUGAGGAAACUGGAGUUCAUAUUAUUGCUGGUGCUGGAUUUUAUGUGGAUUCCACUCAUUCUUCUCAAACACAGGCCAUGACAGUGGAGAAGCUGACAGGCAUUAUUGUCAAUGAGAUACUCAAUGGAGCGGAUGGGACUAACAUCAAGUGUGGUGUGGUGGGAGAAAUAGGUUGCUCCUGGCCUUUGACUCAGAGUGAACACAUAGUGCUUCAGGCAACAGCACAGGCUCAGUCACAGCUUGGGUGCCCUGUUAUCAUCCAUCCUGGCAGGAACAGUGAUUCACCUUUCCAGAUUAUCCGCAUUCUUCAGGAAUCUGGGGCUGAUGCUUCAAAGACAGUCAUGUCUCACCUGGACAGGACCAUAUUUGAUACAAAGAAACUUCUGGAAUUUGCUCAACUUGGAUGCUAUUUAGAGUAUGACCUAUUUGGUACAGAAUUUCUCCAUUACCAGUUCCAUCCUGAUAUUGACAUGCCGAAUGACAAUGAAAGAAUUGCAAGGAUUCGUAUGCUGAUCGAUGAAGGCUACGAAGACAGAAUUCUGAUGGCUCAUGAUGUGCACACUAAGAAUAGGUUGAUGAAAUAUGGAGGUCAUGGAUAUUCGCAUAUCUUGAAAAAUAUAGUUCCUAAAAUGCUAAUCAGAGGCAUAUCCCAAGAUAAAAUUGAUAAAAUACUCCUAGCAAAUCCGAAGCGGUGGUUGACUUUUAAGUAG
Messenger RNA from Acanthisitta chloris (rifleman), 1087 nucleotides. It is a transcript of the gene PTER, whose product is annotated as phosphotriesterase related. The record is from RefSeq and is a predicted model, not a curated record. NCBI's taxonomy places the organism in Eukaryota, Metazoa, Chordata, Aves, Passeriformes, Acanthisittidae. The coding region runs from base 38 to 1087 and encodes 349 amino acids. Gene Ontology annotation, biological process: catabolic process. The transcript has 4 exons. Gene Ontology annotation, molecular function: zinc ion binding; hydrolase activity, acting on ester bonds.